Messenger RNA from Mustela erminea (ermine), 929 nucleotides. RefSeq names its product vesicle transport through interaction with t-SNAREs homolog 1B-like. The annotation marks the transcript as partial. Gene Ontology annotation, biological process: retrograde transport, endosome to Golgi; macroautophagy; vesicle fusion with Golgi apparatus. Lineage: Eukaryota; Metazoa; Chordata; Mammalia; Carnivora; Mustelidae. The record is from RefSeq and is a predicted model, not a curated record. Gene Ontology annotation, molecular function: SNAP receptor activity; SNARE binding. Gene Ontology annotation, cellular component: late endosome membrane; SNARE complex; ER to Golgi transport vesicle membrane. The transcript has a single exon.
UGUCUGCGGGGUUGGGCGGCUGACCGCCCAGAUAGGAGCAGGCCCAGUGCCCCAAAUCUUGGUGGCCAGUGCUGGAGCGCGGCCUGCGCCGUGGCCACCUCCGCCGCCUCCUCAGAGCAUUUCGAGAAACUUCACGAGAUCUUCCGCGGUCUCCAAGAAGACCUGCGAGGGGUGCUGGAGCGGCUCCUAGGGAUGGCCGGGACGGAAAAGAAGAAGCUGAUCAGAGAUUUUGAUGAAAAGCAACAAGAAGCAAAUGAAACGCUGGCAGAGAUGGAAGAGGAACUACGUUAUGCACCCCUCUCUUUCCGUAACCCUAUGAUGUCUAAACUCCGAACCUACCGGAAGGACCUUGCCAAACUCCAUCGGGAAGUGAGAAGCACCCCUUUGACAACCACACCUGGGGGCCGAGGAGACAUGAAAUAUGGCUCAUAUGCUGUAGAGAAUGAGCACAUGAACCGGUUACAGUCUCAAAGGGCAUUGCUUCUACAAGGCACAGACAGCCUGAACCGGGCCACACAGAGCGUUGAGCGUUCUCAUCAGAUUGCCACAGAGACUGACCAGAUUGGCUCAGAAAUCAUAGAAGAGCUGGGAGAACAACGUGAACAGUUGGAACGUACUAAGAAUAGGCUGGUAAACACAAGUGAAAACUUGAGCAAAAGUCGAAAGAUUCUCUGUUCAAUGUCCAGAAAAGUGACAACCAACAAGCUGCUACUUUCCAUCGUCAUCAUACUGGAGCUGGCCAUCCUAGGGGGCCUGGUGUACUACAAAUUCUUUCACAAGCACUGAAUUUCCUAGAGGGAAGGGUUUGUGGACCAGAACUUUGACCCUGUGAAUGAAUGGUGUUAAAGAUGAGGAAUAAGCAUAGUGCUGCUCUGAGGUAAUGGUUCGAGGAUGCCCUGUGUAGCCAGACCGUGGGAGGUGGGAGGGAA